This is a messenger RNA of Fulvia fulva, 1263 nucleotides long. Its product is annotated as Curved DNA-binding protein. The record is from RefSeq and is a predicted model, not a curated record. The transcript is spliced from 3 exons. NCBI's taxonomy places the organism in Eukaryota, Fungi, Ascomycota, Dothideomycetes, Mycosphaerellales, Mycosphaerellaceae. The coding region runs from base 1 to 1263 and encodes 420 amino acids.
AUGGCCGAGCCAGUCGUGGAUUACUCGCUGGCGAACGCCGAUACCCUCACCAAGUACAAGACUGCCGCUCAGAUCUCGCAGAAGGUCCUUGAGACAGUUUCAGCAUGGUGUACCGAAGGAGCAAAGAUUGUUGACAUCUGCCAGAAGGGUGACAAGCUCCUCGAGGAGGAGGUCGCAAAGGUCUACAAGGGCAAGAAGAUCGUCAAAGGCAUCGCGCACCCAUGCACUGUCUCGCCGAGCUCCUAUGUCACUCCAUACACACCACUCGUCUCCGACGCCGAGGAGGCCGAGAAGUCGCUCUCCGCGGGAGAAGCCGUCAAGAUCCAACUGGGUGCCCAGAUCGAUGGCUUUGGCUCAAUCGUUUGUGACACCGUGCUUGUGGGCGCGAAGGACAAUGCUAUCUCUGGUCGCCCAGCAGACCUCCUGCUCGCAACACACUACGCGAACGAGCUCCUCCUCCGCUUGAUCAUGCCACCAGGUCUUUUGGCGCAGGGUACAGAUGAAGAGAAGAAGAAGGCACAGGCAGUCAAGCCAUACAGCCAGUCCAAGAUCACGCAGCUACUCGAGAAGGUUGCCAAGUCAUACGAGUGCACACUGGUCGAGAACACGACUUGCUGGUUGUUCGGCAGGAACGAGAUCGAGGACAAGAAGAAGAUCAUUCUGUCACCCAGCGAGGGCGUCAAGGGCGAAGGUCUGCCGGAAGUCGGCGAGGCCUGGGGUCUCGAGGUCGGUCUCAGCACUGGUACUGGAAAGGUCAAGACGCUGUCAAACAGGCCAACUCUUCACCGCAGAACGACCACGACCUACGGCCUGAAGAGACCUAGCUCGCGUGCCACACUCUCAGAAGUGCAGAAGAAGUUUGGCACUUUCCCAUUCAGCUUACGACAGCUCGAUGAUGAGCGUGCAGGCAAGAUUGGUGUGGUCGAGUGCGUUCGUGGCGGCGUUGUGCGCCAGUACGAGGUUAUUGGUUCGACCGAUGGCGAGCCUGUCAGCCGCCUGUUCACCACUGUCGCUGUCACCAAGAACGGCGUGCAACGUUUGGCGGCACCACCCAAGCACGACAUCUCACAGUGGAAGUCUGACAAAAAGAUCACGGACGAGGAGAUCCUGAAGAUCCUCGAGCAGCCGCUCUCGAAGGAGGCCAAGUCGAAGCCAAAGAACAAGAAGAAGAAGAAGAAGCCAGCGAAGAAGGCUGCUCCAAAGGAAGAGGAAGAAGAGGACGAUGACGAUGACGACGAUGAGGACGACAGCGACGACGAAUGA